Molecule: messenger RNA, 5315 nt
Organism: Bufo gargarizans (Asiatic toad)
Lineage: Eukaryota; Metazoa; Chordata; Amphibia; Anura; Bufonidae
Gene: ANGPT1
Product: angiopoietin 1
Exons: 9
Coding region: 365-1882 (505 amino acids)
Biological process (GO): angiogenesis; Tie signaling pathway
Molecular function (GO): receptor tyrosine kinase binding
Source: RefSeq, a predicted model, not a curated record
UCCUGUCAAGCCAUCUCUUAGGCUGCUUCCAGCUUGAAUGCCUUCAUAAAACUCUGAGGGUCUGAGUGGAAAUCACAGAGCUGCUGCAGCCAGAGCACAGGCGAGGGGGACCAGGGCUUUCCAUGUGUGCAGCCGACUGGUUAAUCUUUAGACUGCAAAUGAGGAUAGACAAUAGAUCCCUGCACUAAAUAUAUCUAUUGGAGCUGAAGAUAUCGCAGGGGUGAAAUCAAAUUGUGCAGCUGGACGUUUCUCCUUCUGGCUCUUUCCAGACUUCUCGAAGAACUUCGAAGGGAAAACUUCACUUUUUUUCUUUUUUCAGAUUUUAUUUUUUUUGGGGAAAAAGAAUUCUUCUUGCAACACGGGGAUGGCAUCUGGAUUUUUAUUCGCCCUUUGCCUUGCACUGAUUGCCUGGACGGAGUGCAACGUGCCAAGGAAAGGGACGGACGGCAACGGCAGAAGAUACAGUCGCAUCCAACAUGGGCAGUGCACUUACACUUUUCUCCUUCCUGAACACGACGGGAAUUGUCGCGAGGGCGCCACCGCCGCCGCCACCGCCACCGCCGACCAGUACAAUGCCAACGCUCUGCAGAGGGACGCGCCGCAAAUGGAUCAGGAUUUCCCGUCCCAAAAAAUUCAACGUCUGGAACAUGUGAUGGAAAAUUACACUCAAUGGCUGCAAAAACUGGAGAACUAUAUUGUGGACAAUAUGAAAUCCGAGAUGGUCCAGAUGCAGCAGAAUGCAGUUCAGAACCAGACAGCAACCAUGUUGGAAAUAGGAACGAGUCUUCUAAGCCAAACAGCAGAGCAGACAAGGAAACUUACAGACGUGGAAACACAAGUUCUCAACCAGACGUCCAGACUAGAGAUUCAGCUGUUAGAAAACUCAGUGUCGACCUACAAGCUAGAAAAACAACUCAUUCAGCAGACGCACGAAAUUAUCAAAAUCCAUGAAAAAAACAGCUUGUUGGAGAACAAGAUUUUGGAAAUGGAAGUCAGACACAAAGUUGAACUGGAUACACUGAAGACGGAGAAGGAGACAUUGCAAGGUCUAGUGUCCAGACAGAACUACAUCAUUCAAGAGCUGGAGAAGCAGCUGACUAAAGCCACUACGAACAACAGCAUAUUACAGAAGCAGCAGAUGGAGCUGAUGGACACGGUGCACAACCUGGUCAAACUCUGCUCCAAAGAAGGAGUUUCCAUAAAGAAUUCAAAGAGAGAAGAGGAAAAACCAUUCAGAGACUGUGCAGAUCUGUAUCACGCAGGGUUCAACAAGAGCGGCGUAUACACCAUAUAUAUUAACAACGUAUCCGAACCCAAAAAGGUACACUGCAAUAUGGAAACUACCGGUGGAGGCUGGACAGUAAUUCAGCACAGAGAAGAUGGAACAGUCGAUUUCCAGCGAAGUUGGAAGGAGUAUAAAACGGGGUUUGGCAGUCCAUCUGGUGAAUUUUGGCUGGGGAACGAGUUUAUAUUUGCAAUAACCAGCCAAAGGCAGUACUCGCUGAGGAUCGACUUAAUGGACUGGGAAGGCAAUCAUGCACAUUCACAGUAUGACAGAUUCCACAUAGGAAAUGAAAAGCAGAAUUACAGAUUAUACUUGAAAGGUCACAGCGGAACAGCAGGAAAACAAAGCAGUCUGAUCUUACACGGGGCGGAUUUCAGCACAAAGGAUGCCGAUAAUGACAACUGUAUGUGCAAGUGUGCAUUGAUGCUAACAGGAGGUUGGUGGUUCGAUGCCUGUGGUCCUUCUAAUCUUAAUGGAAUGUAUUACACCGCUGGUCAAAAUCAUGGGAAGUUGAAUGGCAUAAAGUGGCAUUAUUUCAAAGGUCCAAGUUACUCAUUACGCUCAACAACGAUGAUGAUUCGACCAUUGGACUUCUAAUCCAGAAGAGCAGGACAAUUGACAUACAGAUAUCAAUGGGAAGUUUCUCUUUUCAGUUGAAUUACCAAUGUAAGAUGAAGACUUAGGUAUAUCCAGAACUCGGAGCUGUUUAGUAUGGAUUGCUGAUCUCAUGUUGCUAGCAGGACUUCGCCACUGGAGGUGCUGGGAUUUCAGCUAAAGGCUCGAACCUCGGUUGACCCAUUAUGGACAUGUUCUUCAUGAUCACCAUCAUCAAUAUUUUCCAUCAAUUUAUCUGAAAACUUGGCAUAAGCAAUUAUGUAAUAAGUAUAUUGCAUGGACCAGAGAAUUUCAAGGAUUUAAAGACUCUAUGCCAAUAAUCAAAAAUGAUGUGGAGUAGCAAUAAAAGAAUGCACAAAGGAACAUUCUGGAUUUUACUAUGGAAACUAUCUGCAUCAUCAGGAAGUGUAACUGUACAUCUAGUGGCUCAAUUUCAUUUCGAUUUAAAAUGUGCCAUUCUUCAUUAUUGUUUCAGGUGCUAGAGAACCAAUGAGCAAUCUAAAAAGGACCAUCUGACAACUUAGAGGAUUUAUCUCUAGCCUCUUGGAAAACCACAGAUUACUCAAUGUGAUAUCACAGCAUGUUGUGUCAAAGUAACAUCUGCUACAUCUGUCUAGGUUGCAAGAAAACCUGAAGUAUACACGUAUAACUUCCCUCACGGAUCGUGUCCAACACAUACUCUUGAAAGGGAAACGGCACCACCUUGCAACUUUAACAUUUACAGUAUCUACUAAAAAACAAUCGAAACAACCUAAUAUUUCUAUAGUAUAUUUUUACAUCACAAAAUGUAGUUACACAUAUUUUCUUAGCACAAAUAUUAAGCUGAAACGAUACUUCUCAAUUCUCCUUAAACCAACCAGCAGUAUUAUGGUACUGGCAAAAGUUAUAAUGGUAUGCAAAGUAAACUCAAUGUAAAGACAUGUUUUAUCCUCUAGUGUUUUCAUAGCUUUGUUUGCUAUUAUUAAGCCUUAGUAUCCAUGUAUGAAGUAUGGGUUUUAUGAUGUAUUUUAUGCAUAUUUUAGGUACAGAUACAAACAAAUGUGACAUUCAAAAACAGCAUUUUCUGAACAUAUGCAUCUUCUAAAUGAACUAUGUACUAAAGGGUUUUUAUUUUCAACAUCUACACAAUAAAUUAGGAAAUGUUUUUGUUAUAGGGAUUUUUUUAUUUUUUAAGAAUCCUCCAGUUACCUAUAGUAUAAUCAUUAAGUAUAAUGUGUAGCUCUAAAUUAGUGUGCAGUCCAUUAAAAGGGAAGCAAAGGUUCCUUAGCUAUUAUAUCAUAAAAGGAAUAAAUUAUUCCAGGGCAUCCUAAUCUUAUCCCUGUGAGGAGCACAUAUGAUGACUGUAGUAAGAUGAAAAACCACUCAAGACAGAGCAUCUAUAGGAUGCUAAUAUUCAAGGAUCCUUAUAACAUACUAAUUCCUACUUGUGAAAAUUUGGAGGGCAAAAAUUGGAAAGGGGUUGUCUCACCUGAGACAUUGGUGGCAUAUCUCUAGGAUAAGCCCACCAAUGUCAGAUAGGUGCGGAUACCAGAGGUGGGAUCUGUACCUAUCUCUAGAAAGGAGCUUCUAAAGUGAAGGAGAGCAAACAGCGCAAGCGUGGUCACCACUGCAUUCACUUCCAUGGAAUUACUGAAAAUAGCCGAGCCAGCGUUCAACUAUUUUCUACGUUCCCAUAGAAGCGCAUGUGUGGUGCACUCUUGCUCACUUUGGGAUUUCCAUUCUAGAGACAGCUGCAGGUACCAGAGGUGGCACCCACACCUAUCUGACAUUGGUGGCAUAUCCUAGAGACAGGUCACCAAUGUCUCAGGUGAGACAAGCCCUUUAGGUCUCCUCCCUGAUGCCUAUUAAUGAACCCAAAAUGCUGGGAACAUCAAUUUUAGGUAAAAUGUGCAUUAAUCUUGACCCUUUAGUUGUCCAAAUCCUGGAAUUGCUCCAGAAAAAUCAGUUAUCUUAAUUACAGUGCUUCCAAGCGUAUGAUCACAAAGACAUGAACAGAAAAUAGGAAUCUUUGAAGUGGAAGUGGAGCUUGAUAUCUGAAAAAUGGAUAUUGAGUUAUGGAGCUCAUUGCAUAUUGUGUUGCUAAGCUCUCCCUAGUGGUGGCUGCAGGCAGCCAGACUGUUAUUAUUUGAAGUGGUUGUCUGGGCAAUAAGACUAUUCUGGAAAAAAAACUCAGAAUGCUGUAAAAAAAAAUACAAAAAGUCAUACCUCACCAAUUCAUUGUGGUUCCUGUUCCAACGUUCCCCAGUCCUCAUGCCAAUCUCUAUUUCCUGGUGCCUUUUUCACGCACAGAAAAUAACUACUCGGCCAAUCACUGGCUGCAGCAGUGACCCACCUCAAGCAGUGAUCGGCUGGUUGUCCUGUGUGUUGAGAGGUACCAGGAAAUAGAGAUUGGCAUAUAUAUUUUUUUGCCUUUUGGGUCGUUACAAAAAUGUUAUUACCUGGACAAACCUAUCACAAAACUAGAUGCCUGACUGAUAUAAUGAUGAUUUAAAACAUUAACAUACCACAGAUCCUGGACCUAAGAUGGAUCUGAGGUUAUAAGGUGGGCAUUCAUUGUCAUUUUAGAAUAUAUGUAUUGUACUUUAGACACCAAUCUCUAAAAGGGAAAAUGGUUUUUGAGGAGAACCAAAUCUGAUGUAAUUGUACAUACAUCUGUAUACCGUCCAUUACUGAAAUGAUUUGUAUGGAAUGUUUUUGGUAAAUUGUGGUACUGCAUAAUGGUUGUCUUUUCAUCUGCUUUUCUUUAUAUUGUACUUUAAAUGUUGGGGAAAUUGUCCACAAUUGAGUAUUAUGAACUGAACAUCCUAUAAGGAGCAUCAAUGUUCCAUUAUGUUCUGUUUAUGGCGCCCGGCAGGUACGGGAAGAUGAAUGUUGGCAAGAAGAAUGAAUAAUCCUUAAAGAAACCAAUAUUCUAAAUAUAUAAUGUAUGUGUUCAGUGUUUUUUGUGUCCGUAUGGGCAGACAAAGCAAAUACUGUCUAUAUGUGUGCAAAGUUAGGCUUAACAUGAAUGUCCAUAAUUAAAAAAUUUUUAAACUCCCAAGACCUGUUUCACACUUGCGUUGCUGUUUUCCGGUUUUGAGAUCUGGCAGGGGAUCUCAAAACCUGAAAAAAACUUUUCCGUUUAGUCCUCAUGCAUUCUGAGUGGAAAGAUAUCCGUCCAGGAUGCAUCAGGAUGUCUUCUGUUCUAUCAGCAUUUAGUUUUGUGACUCGACACAAAACCGCUGCAUGCGGUCAUAAAAACGGAAGAAAAAAAUACGGAUCCGGCACUGAAAACAAUGUAAUUCAAUGGGGAGGGUUCCGUUUUUUAAGGAGCCUAAAAAAACGGCUCUGUCACCCAUUGACUUUCAAUGUAUUUAGUGACGGAUGUGUUUUGAUUUCACACAACCGAAUCCUAACGGAACGGAUGCAUCCUGAU